Molecule: messenger RNA, 643 nt
Organism: Mixia osmundae IAM 14324
Lineage: Eukaryota; Fungi; Basidiomycota; Mixiomycetes; Mixiales; Mixiaceae
Exons: 6
Coding region: 1-375 (124 amino acids)
Biological process (GO): proton transmembrane transport
Cellular component (GO): vacuolar proton-transporting V-type ATPase complex
Molecular function (GO): proton-transporting ATPase activity, rotational mechanism
Source: RefSeq, a predicted model, not a curated record
AUGUCUGCCCAGAACUCUCAAGGCAUCCAGACGCUGCUCGAGGCAGAGAAGGAGGCCUCCAAGAUUGUAGCCAAGGCUAGAGAAUAUCGGACGCAAAAGGUCAAAGAUGCGCGAGGUGAGGCUGCCAAGGAGGUCGAGGACCUGAGGCGUAAGAAGGAGGAGGAGUUCAAGGAGUUUGAGCAAGAGCAUUCCGGUGACACGUCUUCCGCCCAGACUCAGGUCGACAAAGAUACCGAGAGCACGGUGGACAGCAUCAAGUCUUCCUUUGAGAAGAACAAGGCAGACGCAGUCAAGAAGCUGCUCGAUAGCGUCGUCGAGAUCAAGCCAGAGCUACACCAGAAUUAUCACCCGGAGAGGCAAUCUGUAUCAGGCUAGACAUGCAUCGGUGUACAUCAUGCAGGGGCACAGACGUACAAUGCGUCGACUUUGUUGCUAUUUAGGACUUGCGCCAGUCCUUCUGUUCGCUGACAUGGUCUAUCACUUCACCGGUUUUGAAGGCAUGCUUGAUAUUGUCGAGCACGCGGAUUUCCAUCUUGCGCAUCGUGUCCGUCGUUGCCGUGCCGAGAUGGGGCAGUACCGUCACUCUCGGGUUCGCUAGCAGGCUCGGAUUGAUCGUUGGCUCGGCAGGGAACACGUCAAGGCC